Messenger RNA from Babjeviella inositovora NRRL Y-12698, 355 nucleotides. RefSeq lists its product as uncharacterized. Bases 137 to 319 code for a protein of 60 amino acids. The transcript has a single exon. NCBI's taxonomy places the organism in Eukaryota, Fungi, Ascomycota, Pichiomycetes, Serinales. The record is from RefSeq and is a predicted model, not a curated record.
CGUACUGGGGUGAAAAUUUUCCAAGCUGUACUGAGGUUGUGCCAUACGAACAGAAGUUGCGCCCCAUAAGCAGCGAUCCAUUCAUCCUGAUAGCACCUUUUGGUAACCGAUUCCGCCACCUAAGCAAUAGUCUGCAAUGAUUCAUUCGAGCACUUUUCACAAUUGGAUGGUUUCUUGUUCUUGGCUCCUCGCUAGUUUGCUUUUUGCUUGUUUGACAGGUAUAAUACGUCGUUCCAUUGCACAGUAUGGUCACAUACUUUUGAUUAUUGAUAUACGACCUUUUAAAACCCAAAAGAUUAGGUUACACCUCUUAUAUUAGACCGUAGUUUUCAAGUAUAUCUUCCGACUCCUGCUC